This is a messenger RNA of Schistosoma spindalis, 744 nucleotides long. The record is from the annotation of a GenBank genome assembly. Lineage: Eukaryota; Metazoa; Platyhelminthes; Trematoda; Strigeidida; Schistosomatidae.
AUGAGUGAAACAUCCAAACAGAAACAAAUACCAACAACAAAUCAUGAAAAAUUAAUUGAAUCUCAGUUAAUAAAAACAGCUCAAAUAUUAGAAGAUACCUUAGAUGAACAAAUUAAUCGUUUGGAUAAUUUAAAUGAUGAUGAUUUAGAAGCUAUUCGAAAACUUCGAAUUAAACAAAUGAAAGAAGAAUCAAAACAACAUUCUGAAUGGUUAGCUUUAGGACAUGGUGUUUAUUCUGAAUUAUCAAAUGAAAAAGAAUUUUUUACUGCUUGUAAAACAUCAUCAUUUGGUUUUGUUUGUCAUUUUUAUCGUGAUUCAACAUUUCGAUGUAAAAUUUUAGAUAAACAUUUAAAUUUAUUAGCUCCAAAACAUAUUGAAUGUAGAAUGGUAAAGAUUAAUGCAGAGAAAGCACCAUUUUUAACAAAACGAUUAAAUAUUCAAGUAAUACCAACUUUAAUUCUUGUUAAAAAUGAAAAAGUAUGCGAUCGUAUUAUUGGAUUUGAUGAACUUGGUGGUCAUGAUGAAUUCUCUACUACUAUGCUUGAAUGGCGUUUAGGUGUUGGUAAAGUAAUUAAAUAUUCCGGUGAUUUAACCGUUCCACCAGAUAUGAACAAGAAGAAGAAAAAGUCUACAUGUAGUAAUUUAUCAAAUAUCACUACAAAACUAUAUGAUAAUAAAUCUAUAUAUAAUAAGUAUUUUGACAAUAACAAUGAUGAUGAUGAUGACAACGAAGAUAGUGAUUAA